AUGUCCGACUGUCAGUUUACAGCAACCGCAAAAUCGCGAAAAAUUGAUGUGCAUGCCCAUGUGAUGCCCAAACAUCUUCCCGACUUCUCAAAUCAAUUCGGGUAUGGCGGAUUCGUUCAACUAGUCCGUAAUGAAGAUGGUACAGCGAAUAUGAUGAAGGACGGCAAAUUAUUCAGAGUCAUUCAGCCAAACUGCUUUGAUCCCGAAAUUCGAAUUCAAGAAAUGGACAGGGCAAAUGUGAAUGUCCAAUGCAUCAGCCCAACCCCUGUCAUGUUCUGCUAUGACGCGAAACCGCAAGACACUGAAGUUGUGUGCACCUAUGUUAAUAACGAUGUGCUGAGCCAGUGCGAGAAGUAUCCGAAUCGACUAAUCCCGCUGUGCAGCUUGCCAUUGAAUUGCAUUCAGCGAGCGAUACAGGUCAGUCAACAACUAAUAACCAAAAGAAAUAAUCAACAAUAA
Caenorhabditis bovis is the source of this 459-nucleotide messenger RNA. Lineage: Eukaryota; Metazoa; Nematoda; Chromadorea; Rhabditida; Rhabditidae. The record is from the annotation of a GenBank genome assembly.